GCGCGAUGGCAGCUGCUUAGCCCGGCGCGCGCGGAGCAGCCCUGAGCUGUGGCUGGCCAGACGGGGCGGCUGGGCGGCCGGCGCUGCAGCCCGGCCCGCGGAGAUGGGCACGGAGGCCGGCGAGGGCAUCACUUUCUCCGUGCCACCCUUGGCCUCCUCGGGCUUCUGCACCUUCCCCGAGGGCGGCAGCUGUCGGAGGGGAGGAGUGACGACGGCGGCCGAGGGCGAGCCGAGCUCGCAGCCACCGCCACCGGGCAGCUUCUGGAACGUGGAAAGCGCUGCAGCCCCUGGCCCCGGGUGUCCCGCCGCCGCCCCUGGGAGCAGCGCCACCCGGUGCCGGGGCAACUCCGCGAGCGGUGGUGGCCGCCGGACCACCGUGGCAUAUGUGAUCAACGAGGCGAGCCAGGGGCAGCUGGUGGUGGCUGAGAGCGAGGCCUUGCAGAGCUUGCGAGAGGCGUGCGAGGCGGUGGGCGCCACCCUGGAGACGCUGCAUUUUGGUAAACUGGACUUCGGGGAAACCGCGGUGCUGGACCGUUUUUACAACGCAGAUAUUGCUGUGGUGGAGAUGAGCGACGCCUUCCGCCAGCCCUCUCUGUUCUACCACCUUGGCGUGCGGGAGAGCUUCAGCAUGGCCAACAACAUCAUCCUCUACUGUGACACCAACUCCGACUCUCUGCAGUCCCUGAAGGAAAUCAUUUGCCAGAAGAAUACUAUGUGCACAGGGAACUAUACCUUCAUCCCAUACAUGGUGACUCCCCACAACAAGGUCUACUGCUGUGACAACAGCUUCAUGAAGGGCUUGACUGAGCUCAUGCAACCCAACUUCGAGCUGCUUCUGGGGCCCAUCUGCUUACCCCUCGUGGACCGGUUCAUCCAGCUCCUGAAGGUGGCGCAAGCAAGUUCCAGCCAGUACUUCCGGGAAUCUAUACUCAGUGAUAUCAGGAAAGCUCGGAAUUUAUACACUGGUAAAGAAUUGGCAGCUGAAUUGACCAGAAUUCGGCAGCGAGUAGAUAAUAUUGAGGUCCUCACGGCGGAUAUUGUCAUCAAUCUGUUGCUUUCCUACAGAGAUAUACAGGACUAUGAUUCCAUUGUGAAUCUGGUGGAGACACUAGAAAAACUGCCGACCUUUGACUUGGCCUCCCAUCACCAUGUGAAGUUCCAUUAUGCGUUUGCCCUGAACAGGAGGAAUCUCCCUGGAGACAGAGCAAAAGCCCUUGAUGUUAUGAUUCCCAUGGUGCAAGGCGACGGGCAAGUUGCUUCAGAUAUGUAUUGUCUUGUUGGUCGAAUCUACAAAGACAUGUUUUUGGAUUCUAAUUUCACUGACACUGAAAGUAGAGACCAUGGAGCUUCUUGGUACAAAAAGGCAUUUGAAUCUGAGCCAACGCUACAGUCAGGAAUUAAUUAUGCCGUCCUCCUCCUAGCUGCUGGGCACCAGUUUGAGUCUUCCUUUGAGCUUCGGAAAGUUGGGGUGAAGCUAAGUAGUCUUCUUGGUAAAAAGGGAAACUUGGAAAAACUCCAGAGCUACUGGGAAGUUGGAUUUUUUCUGGGGGCCAGUGUCCUGGCCAAUGACCACCUGAGGGUCAUUCAAGCAUCUGAAAAGCUUUUCAAACUAAAGACACCAGCAUGCUUUGUUGACAGCGUGAUCUGCCGCCUUAAGGUGUUAAUAUUAGAACCAACCAAAAUAUACCAGCCUUCGUACUUGUCUAUCAACAAUGAAGUCGAGGAAAAGACGAUCUCUAUCUGGCACGUGCUUCCUGAUGACAAGAAAGGUAUACAUGAGUGGAAUUUUAGUGCUUCCUCCGUCAGGGGAGUGAGUAUUUCUAAAUUUGAAGAGCGAUGCUGUUUCUUGUAUGUGCUUCACAAUUCUGAUGACUUCCAAAUCUAUUUCUGUACAGAACUUCACUGUAAAAAGUUUUUUGAGAUGGUGAACACCAUUACCGAAGAGAAGGGGAGAGGUGUGGAGGAAGGAGACUGUGAAGGUGACUCCCUGGAGUAUGACUAUGAAUAUGAUGAAAAUGGUGACAGAGUCGUUUUAGGAAAAGGCACUUACGGAAUAGUCUACGCGGGUCGGGACUUGAGCAACCAAGUCAGAAUCGCCAUUAAGGAAAUCCCAGAGAGAGAUAGCAGAUACUCUCAGCCCCUGCAUGAAGAAAUAGCCUUGCAUAAGCAUCUGAAGCACAAAAAUAUUGUCCAGUAUCUGGGCUCUUUCAGUGAGAAUGGCUUCAUUAAAAUAUUCAUGGAGCAGGUCCCAGGAGGCAGUCUUUCUGCUCUCCUUCGUUCCAAAUGGGGUCCAUUAAAAGACAAUGAGCAAACAAUUGGCUUUUACACAAAACAAAUACUGGAAGGAUUAAAAUACCUCCAUGACAAUCAGAUAGUUCACCGGGAUAUAAAGGGGGACAACGUAUUGAUUAAUACCUACAGUGGUGUCCUCAAGAUCUCUGACUUUGGAACAUCAAAGAGGCUUGCUGGCAUAAACCCAUGUACCGAAACCUUUACAGGCACCCUCCAGUACAUGGCACCAGAAAUCAUCGACAAAGGACCACGAGGCUACGGCAAAGCGGCAGACAUUUGGUCUCUGGGCUGCACGAUCAUUGAAAUGGCCACGGGAAAGCCACCGUUUUAUGAACUAGGAGAGCCACAGGCAGCCAUGUUCAAGGUGGGGAUGUUUAAAGUCCACCCUGAGAUACCAGAGUCCAUGUCUGGAGAAGCCAAGGCAUUCAUAUUGAAAUGCUUUGAACCAGACCCUGACAAGAGAGCCUGUGCUAAUGAUUUACUUAUGGAUGAAUUCUUAAAAGUCUCCAGCAAAAAGAAAAAGACACAACCUAAGCUUUCAGCCCUAUCAGCUGGAUCAAAUGCCGAGUACCUGCGCAGCAUCUCCUUGCCGGUGCCCGUCCUGGUGGAAGACACCAGCAGCAGCAGCGAGUACGGCUCUGUUUCCCCUGACACGGAAUUGAAGGUGGAUCCCUUCUCUUUCAAAACUAGAGCGAAAUCCUGUGGAGAAAAAGAUGUGAAAGGAAUACGGACGCUAUUUCUAGGCAUUCCAGAUGAAAACUUUGAAGAUCACAGCGCCCCCCCUUCCCCUGAAGAGAAAGAUUCCGGAUUCUUCAUGCUGCGGAAGGACAGUGAGAGGCGAGCCACCUUGCACAGGAUCCUGACAGAAGACCAAGACAAGGUGGUGCGGAACUUGAUGGAGUCUUUAGCUCAGGGACCUGAAGAACCUAAGCUAAAAUGGGAGCACAUCACAUAUCUCGUCAUGAGCCUCAGAGAGUUCAUCAGGUCUACUGACCGGAAGAUCAUCGCCUCUACACUGUCCAAGCUGAAAUUAGAGCUGGACUUUGACAGCCACGGCAUCAGCCAAGUACAGGUGGUCCUCUUUGGUUUCCAAGAUGCGGUCAACAAAGUUCUUCGGAAUCAUAACAUCAAGCCACACUGGAUGUUUGCCCUAGACAGCAUCAUCCGAAAGGCCGUGCAGACAGCCAUUACCAUUCUGGUUCCAGAACUGAGGCCACAUUUUAGCCUGGCAUCAGAGAGUGACACUGCUGAUCCGGAAGACUUGGAUGUAGAUGAUGAGCAUGAGGAACCACCUUCCAAUCAAACAGUCCGAAGACCCCAGGCUGUCAUUGAAGAUGCUGUGGCCACCUCAGGGGUGAGCACACUCAGCUCCACCGUGUCCCAUGAUUCUCAGAGUGCUCACCGGUCACUGAAUGUGCAGCUUGGAAGGAUGAAAAUAGAAACUAAUAGAUUACUGGAAGAAUUGGUUCGGAAAGAGAAAGAAUUACAAGCCCUCCUUCAUCAAGCUAUUGAAGAAAAAGAACAAGAAAUUAAACACCUGAGGCUGAAGUCCCAGCCAAUAGAUAUCCCUGAGUUACCAGUGUGUCACCUGAAUUCUCCAGGCGCAAACACUGAAGAUUCUGAACUCAUCAGCUGGCUGAGAGAAAAUGGAGCUGAUGAAGACACUAUCAGCCGGUUUUUGGCUGAGGACUAUACACUAGUGGAUGUUCUCUACUAUGUUACACGCGAUGAUCUCAAAUGCCUGAGACUAAGGGGAGGGAUGCUGUGCACACUGUGGAAGGCCAUCGUUGACUUUCGACGCAAGCGCCCUUGACCUGCGUGCAACUUAACCUUCGGUGGCGAAUCUGAACGUUAAUGCAGAACUAAUCUUCAGGGGGACGGAGGACUGAAUGGAGAGAAGAAAGAAGCUGCACUUUAAAUCCAGUAUUUGUUUACUUUUGUUGAAAAAAAAAAUUAGGCAAAACACACUGAAAUUUCCUAACUGCUUCUGCUUCUACAGUUCUUAAGAACUCUUCAUAAAGACUCAAAAUAAUCCUAAUUAGAAUUCUAAUGUUCAGGAUUAUUUCAGUCAAAACAUUUUUAUGGAGGUAUUUUUAACUCAGCAGCUAUGAUGCUUCAGCCAAAUGUUUAUUUCACACGGAACAGAUACAACGUUUCACGCGAUUGUGCACCACUGGAAGAAAACCGAAAUGUGACCACAGCUUUUAGGAUUAGGUGUGUCUGUAAUGUGCCCUGAGAAUUUGGGUAGAAAGGCAUAAUUUGAUUAUUGUAUAAAGUUUUUUUUUUUUUAAAGUGUGCAGAAUCUGAGAGCAGUGGUUUUUACUCUCUGUAUGAAUUGUAAUAUUGGCUGUAUUUUGUAAUUUAAGUUUCUGGCCUGUCAUGUGUUCGUUUGAGUUGUUUGUGGACUACUGAACUUCACCAGUUGCACAUGCCUGGAUAACAGUAAUGUUAGCUUGUUCUAAAGCUAUCCAUUGUGUCAUAUGUACUCUAAAGUAAAGAGAUUCCCAACAUACCUUUUUGAGAAAUCCCAAAGAAUUCUUAUUUUGUGCUGAACACCUAGGUAAACAACUGUAUCAAAUUGCUAGUCAUUUUUUCAACUCUAACAUUAAGUGGAAUCCAUCUUCUACUCAAAGAACAACUGAUAUCCAAAGUAUUCCCCAGUAGAGAAAGGAUAAAGGAAAAAGAGAAUAAGGGAAAACCAGUGCAGUUUUCUCAAGGCCUCAGCUCAUCUUGAAUGACAGUUACAUAUUUGAAUCCAUCUUCUAAUGGAAAACAUUGCAUUUUCUGUUUCUUUAAUGUAGUUCUCAUGUGUGGGGGAAAUUUUUUGAGCAAAAUAUUAUAUAUUUUUACAAGUCCACUCAUGUUAAUAGUACAAAUUCCAAAGUUCCUAGAUGGAUGAAUAAAAUAAACAAAUUUCUUACAUACAGAAGAACUUGUUUAUUACACAGGAUACAAGUAACAUAGCAUUGUUUGUAUAUUAUGACUUGACCCACGUAUGCAUAGUCUUUGCCAAAACAGGAGCCAUCUUUAUUUGUAGGUAAAAGCCCAGGUACAAAAUAUUUUAUAUUGCAUUACACUAUAAAAAAACAUUCUCCCAAAUAUUUUCUCAUUUGACAUUUGCAACAACAUAGAGCUGUAUCUUAAAUCCUAACACGAAGCAUCCUAUAUGGAUAUUUCAAAGCAAAGUAAGGUGUGAAUUCAGUGUUACGUCAUUUGACUCAUGCUGAAACGCAGGCUGCCGUCUUCAGUAAGCUGCAGCUCAUCUCAC
Octodon degus (degu) is the source of this 5560-nucleotide messenger RNA. It is a transcript of the gene Map3k5, whose product is annotated as mitogen-activated protein kinase kinase kinase 5. Gene Ontology annotation, biological process: MAPK cascade; cellular response to stress; intrinsic apoptotic signaling pathway in response to oxidative stress. The coding region runs from base 104 to 4105 and encodes 1333 amino acids. The record is from RefSeq and is a predicted model, not a curated record. The transcript has 30 exons. Gene Ontology annotation, molecular function: MAP kinase kinase kinase activity; ATP binding. Lineage: Eukaryota; Metazoa; Chordata; Mammalia; Rodentia; Octodontidae.